Messenger RNA from Pseudophryne corroboree (corroboree frog), 3190 nucleotides. It is a transcript of the gene IDNK, whose product is annotated as IDNK gluconokinase. Bases 77 to 634 code for a protein of 185 amino acids. The transcript has 5 exons. Gene Ontology annotation, molecular function: gluconokinase activity. Gene Ontology annotation, cellular component: cytoplasm. NCBI's taxonomy places the organism in Eukaryota, Metazoa, Chordata, Amphibia, Anura, Myobatrachidae. The record is from RefSeq and is a predicted model, not a curated record.
GAUCUGCAGGCUGAGCUCCUGAGAGAGAAGGGAGGGAUCCCUCUGUUGCUUCCUGGUCGCAGCAGCACGCCAGCUGAUGGUUAUGAUAGUGGUAGUAAUGGGGGUGAGCGGGUCUGGGAAAACAGAAGUGGGAACUUUACUCGCAAAUAAGCUGGGAUGGAAAUUUUAUGAUGCAGAUGAUUAUCACCCUAUUGAAAAUAAAGUUAAGAUGUCGCAGGGUAUACCAUUAAGUGAUGAGGACAGACAACCUUGGCUCUGUGAGUUGCAUGAAUUAAUAAAGAGAGAGAGAGCCUGUGGUCAGCGUCUCGUGCUGGCAUGCUCUGCGUUGAAGAGGGCCUACAGGAGAUCUCUGACUACUGGGGGAAAUUUGCCGAAGAAACGCUGCCAGCACAAAGAAGAUGACAUCUCCUCUGAAACAUUGUUCAUCCAUUUGCAAGGUUCAUUGGAACUCAUCUCCAAACGGAUGCAGAAAAGAAAAGGGCAUUUCAUGCCAUUAAAAUUAUUAGAAUCCCAGUUUGACACACUGGAGCCUCCAGCUGCACCUGAGCUCUUUAUUACUGUUAAUGUGGAGAAAGCUAUCCCAGAAAUAGUUUCUGAACUACAGGCUACAUUACAGGAUGAGACUCCAAUAUAGGGCAAGGAAGAAAGGUCCUUGGUAUCCUGGACCAGGACUUACCUUGCCAUCAGUACAAGUUUCCUGUAUUAUGUGUGUUUAAUGAUUUUGUUGAUUUUAAAGAGGUUGUAUCAUGAAAAAAUAAAAAUCAGUUUGUUUUAUACCCAUCAACCAUAACAUUAAAACCACUUGCCUUCUAUUGUGUAGGACCCCCUCGUGCCACCAAAACAGCUCUGACCCAUCAAGGAAGGGACUCCACAAGACCUCCCGGCCCCUCUACUUCCUGGUUCUCUCACCCAGUGCCUGCCAUGCUUCCGAUCACAGCUGAUUGGGUACCAUGGCGGCACCCCCCAACCUCAACCGUGCGGCUGCAGAGAUUAGGCUGAGGAUAUUUAAAACAAAGUGCCCUUGCCUUCCCUGUGUACAUCCAGCGCCCUGCAGCUACAGAGAGUAGCAGCCACCAGGAAAAUGUAGUCGCAAUGGUCACAAUGUUCUGAUCAUUGGUGGACUGAUGAUUUAGUCAUUGAUGGUUUAAAGCUUUUUUUCUUUUCUUUUUUUUAAAUAUAUAUUUGUGUUGGAUACAUUUUAAAUAAAUGUUCUUAACCUAAAAACCCAAACUUUUUCCGAGCAGUUCUUGGCAAGAAUAUUGGCCAGUUAAAUCCUGUAAGUUGCGAGGCGGGGCCUACAUGGCUCGGACUUGUUUUUCCAGCACAUCCCGCAGAUGCUUUUUCGAAUUAGGAUCUGGGGAGUUUGGAAGCCAAGUCAACACCUUGAUGUCUUUGUCAUGUUCCUCUAACCAUUCCUGAACACUUUUUGCACUGUGGCAGGGCACAUUAUCCUGCUGAAAGAGGCCACUUUCUUCCAUUGCUCCAUGGUCCAGUUCUGACACUCCCAAGCCACUGUAGGUGCUUUCUGCUAUGUACUUUGGUCAGCAUGGGCACUCUGUCCAGUCUGUUCGGCUGAGCAGUCCCAUACUGUGUGUUCUGACACCUUUCUAUCAAAGCCAGCAUUAAUGUUUUCUGCAAUUUGUGCUACAGUAGCUGUUCUGUGGGAUCAGGCUAGAUGGGCCAGCCUUUGCUCCCUAUAUGCAUAAAUGAACCUUGGGCUCCCAUUACCCUGUUGUCGGUCCCCAUUUGAUCUUCCUUGGACCACUAUUGGUAAGUACUUUAUUGCAUAUCGGGAUCACUCCACAAGACCUUCCGUUUUGGAGAUGCUCUGACCCAGUUCAGCCAUCACAAUUUGGGUCCUAGUCAAAGUUGCUCUGAUCCUUACACACUAGAUGAUGUGUGUAGCCGGCGAUAUCGUCAGCAACGGGACCCGGCAGCGGGGACGGCAGCGGCAAGUGCAUUACACACUUGCUGAUGCUAGCAGCGAUGAGCGACGGCGGGAAGGGGAAGCGGGGGCCAUGCCCUCGCUGAUGAUAUCUUUGUCAGACCUGCUUGCAGGUCUGAUGGACGAUGUCGCUGAUGACGUGUGGGAGUGCACAUAAUUAGCAACAUAGUGCAUACACACUAGAUGAUAUCGUGAACGACGGGUUGGAAUCAUGCAGAUUGUCAACAAUAUCGUGUAGUGUGUACCCGUUUUUGGGCCUAAUUCAGCCUCGCAGUCUGAAUCCCUAUGUGGAGUGCGCCUGCACCCCGGGAGCCCAGUGAGAUGCUAACAGGAUCUCUGGGCUGCGAUCACCUCUGCCUGAUUGACAGGCAGAGGUGGUCAUGGGGCAGGAGGGGGCGUGCCAAUGGCAUUAGAACGCCAUUAGCGGGGUGCGAUCCGGACAACGCAUGUGUGUCCGGACUGUUGGGGGGCCAGGCUGCGGCAACUGCGUGACAUCACACGCAGCUGCUGCAACCCAGGAUGUAGCGGCCUGCCAGGGUGCAGGUGCUGCGCUGGCAGGGAGCUACUUGCCAGGUGCGAAAGCAUUGCCGCCGUGCGAUGCUUUUGCACCUAUGCGGGGGGAGGGCCUGACCGACGGGGCGGACUCAUGUCAGAGUAAAUGAUCGUAGAUGUGCUAAAUUUAGCACAUCUAUGAUCAGAUCUGAAUUACCCUCUUUAUACUUGCCCAGUUUCUUCUGUUUCUAACACAUCAACUUCAAGAACGGACUGUUAAUUUUCUGCCUUAUAUAUCACAGUCCUUGACAGCUGCCAAUGUAAUAAGAUAGUCAAUGUUAUUUACUUAACCUGCCAGUGGUUUUAAUGUUAUGGCUGAUUAGUGUAUUUCUAUUUGCUGACUUUUUUAGAUUUUCUUGCUCUUUCUACAUUUGAUAUUAUCAUAAUAAUAUAUGAACAUAGAAAAAAAAAGUGUGUGUGUGUAUAUAUAUAUAUAUAUAUAUAUAUAUAUAUAUAUACACACGCACUAUAUAUAUUAUGUAAUUUUACACACCUGGUCAAAAGUUGGGGCCCCUGACUAUUUCUUCAGCUGGACAUCCUUUUUUUCAGACUCUUAGUAAGACAGAUUUUAUAUUUGAGAUACAAAUAUACUCAAUAAUCACCUACUGUAUCUGAGUGAAGAAAUAAAUAAGUUUACUUAGUAAUUGUGGGGAUACACAUUGUAAUAAAGAGAAUAACCACUAAAGUGGAUUA